Messenger RNA from Caenorhabditis angaria, 325 nucleotides. The record is from the annotation of a GenBank genome assembly. Lineage: Eukaryota; Metazoa; Nematoda; Chromadorea; Rhabditida; Rhabditidae.
AUGGAUAAUGGAAGCGAUCGAACGUCAUUUAAUGGUUAUUUGGCGCCAAGGUGGACACCCAGGUGAACGUGUUUCGAUGCGCUGAAGUUUGGUUAUACUUCCGAAGGAUGAAAUUUGGCUGAAUGGUGCAAGAUAUUGGUGUGGUGUAUGGCCAAAGCAUCGGAACCAAGCACACAAUUAUUGGAAAAGUGGCGCUGGAGACGCUGGAAAUUUGAAGAAAAUGAAUGUUGAAGAUGAAAGAAAUCAUGGUGAAGAUUCAAUUAGAUGCGCGUCGUGGAGUCUGGAUGUUCGGAGGUCGAAAGUAGAUAGGGAUCGAAAUCGAUGA